CCCACCCCACCCCACAAAGAGAAUGCGAUACACACAUACACACACACAUGCACACACACAGACACACAGACACAGAGAGAUGUAGGAGCUAAAGAAAGAGCUGCCUGCCAUAGAGAGAGACGUGUGCAAAGCUGCGAGGAUGCGAAGUCCCUCCCUUGUUUUUCGAUAUGAGUGAGGCAGGUCUGUCUAUUGUACACACACGUACACAUGUACAUGGAGGCAUUCACGGACAAACGACGGCGGAAGGAAGGGGCCGGGGGGGCGGUGGGGGAGAGGUGUUGACAUCGUAGGAUGGAUCACAUGCUGCACCCAUCAGAGACACAUCCCGGCAUCCAUCCAUCCAUCCAUCCAUUGGGCAGCGAGACCCGACUGCGUGUGCAUGUGUCUCCUUCUAUGUAUCUUUGUUUGUCCACUCACUCUCUGUCGGACAUGAGCUCCUUGUUCCGCGUGAUUCCAUGGCCGUGGUUCACACCAAACCUCUCCAAGGACCUCCUGCACACACACACACAAACACGUCUCCCCGUUUCCCUUAUGGUAGGCACCCCUGCACCCACCUCCAGCCGAGCUGAUUGACCGCAGGUUGAGGUAAAGUCGGCGUAUCAGGCAGAAGUAGCAUGGUGACAGAGUAGCAGGUGAGUGACCAGUAGAUACACACACACACACAACGGAGACACGUGUGUGUAUGCGUACUUGCAGUGAAUUGAUGAUCGAUCCAUGGUGAUAUGCUUGCAUUGCCUCACACGCCGAUUACCUUUACCUCUUGGCUAGUGGUCAUUGGCCGCCUGAGUUUCUCCUUUGGCGUCUUGGAUGCUAUCAUCUGGUACCUGAACCGACCGUGGUGCAUCAGCUUCGCCAACUCAUCCUCGGGGAUGCUCGUCGAUUCCACACGCAACUACACACACACACACACACACACAUCCACGCAGUGUACGGUGUCUCUGCUGGCAUACAACGUACGUACGUCUGCUCUGUUGUAGGUGGAGCCCAGGGUGAGUGUGGCUCCCUCGCCGGUGAGCUGUCUCGCUGCCCCCACGAGUGAGGGGCGCGACUGUAGGUACGCCGGCCGAGAUCUGGGCGGUGGGUGGGGCCUGGCACACACAGUACAAACACACAUGGAAGGUAGCGCUGCUUUCUCCUUCUUGUCAUCUCUCAAGUGCCGAUAUGAGGAUCCAGCGGACCUUGGCAGUGCCUGCAGGACAUUGCCGCGUUUGGUUUGUACUGCUGUCAUUGCAGAUGGUGGUGGUCGGGUAUGUAAGUAUGUUACCAACCUACCAGUAGGAAUCCCCAGCUGUCGUGCCACUCUUUCUGCAGUUUCAGCUCCUUGCCCACACGCUGCGCCCAGAUCUGCACACAUAGUAAAGCAGAAUCGCCACCGGAGGAGAGAGGCAUGGCUCCCACACCUGUCGACUUACCGCCUGUUCAUGGACGAUAUUCUUCAAGCGAGGGUCGCCGCCCUUGACUUCAGCGCUCAUCUCUGCCCAAAUUGCCUCUGCGUUCUGUGCUCUUUUGCAG
Molecule: messenger RNA, 1512 nt
Organism: Vitrella brassicaformis
Lineage: Eukaryota; Vitrellaceae
Source: the annotation of a GenBank genome assembly